Rosa chinensis is the source of this 677-nucleotide messenger RNA. Its product is annotated as replication protein A 70 kDa DNA-binding subunit A-like. The transcript is spliced from 2 exons. Lineage: Eukaryota; Viridiplantae; Streptophyta; Magnoliopsida; Rosales; Rosaceae. The record is from RefSeq and is a predicted model, not a curated record. Gene Ontology annotation, cellular component: nucleus. The coding region runs from base 150 to 581 and encodes 143 amino acids. Gene Ontology annotation, molecular function: single-stranded DNA binding. Gene Ontology annotation, biological process: DNA replication.
CCUCAAUUUUCUAGGGUUUUAUCUCUCUCUCUCUAAACAAAAAAAAAAAAGUUGCUAGGGUUUCCCUAUUUAAACUCCCACCUCUCCAUAACCUCCCUCUCUAUCAACUCAACCCUGUCUCAUUCCCGGCCAACCAAAGUUUUCCGGCGAUGGACGCGAGGCUAACGGAGGGGGCGAUACUGAAGAUCACGACGGACUUUGUUGACGACAACUAUAAGCCUAUCCUGCAAGUGAUCGGCUUGAAGCAAAUCCACACACACGGCGGCGGCUGGGGCGGCCAGGUCACUGAACGGUACAGGGUGACCGUAUCCGAUGGGUCCCACACCAAGCAGGGGAUGCUGCUCGCUCACCAGAACUUCCUGGUUCAGCAAGGCCACCUUCAGAAGGGCUCCGUUGUCCGCCUGAAUCAAUUCACCUGCCCCACCAUCCAAGGCCGCAAGAUCAUCAUUAUAAUCUCAUUGAAUGUGCUAGUUGAUAAAUGUGAUAUCAUUGGACAGGCUGCCAGAUUUUCGAAUGCACAAUCCCCAGGGACAAUACUUGUAGAUGAAACAACCGAGCAAUUCGCUUCUUUUGGGCUAUAACCUUUCUUGAUCGCUUUCCAGAAAAUCUCAACAUGCUUCCAACAUGCAAUUUUCUACAAAAAUGUGUGUUAUAUACAGUUAAAUCUCUACAAAUUU